Molecule: messenger RNA, 837 nt
Organism: Mya arenaria
Lineage: Eukaryota; Metazoa; Mollusca; Bivalvia; Myida; Myidae
Exons: 4
Coding region: 1-837 (278 amino acids)
Source: RefSeq, a predicted model, not a curated record
AUGGAUUCCAUCGAUCAGUCGGACAUUGAAACAGAUGCAGAAGCUGUUAACAGCUCUUUUCGCACAAUUUCUACCAAAAGUUCAUUUAGUGAUUUGUCCGGCCAUGGUGUUUUUCGUCAGUCCUCACCGGUUGUGCAUGGUCGUACAAGGACGAUUUCAUCUGAAUCCUACAAAACGAGACAAAACGAUGCCAAUGAACAAUUCGCAGAGGUCGACUUGAACGUGGCAACAGGUCUUCGGCGAUCAAGAAGAUUUGGCUCUUCAAAAAAUCGAUUAAAAGACGUGAAAAAAUGGGUUAUAGAAAAAACCAAAAAGAAGAGUGGCAUAGUUGAUGACCAACUUCAGCAUGAACGGGCGAUAAUCAAAGAACUCCAAGAAGAAAUAACAAGACUGAAAAGUGUUGUAACUCUCUAUCAAGAAAAGCUUGAAUCCUUUGAAGAGGGACGCGUCAACAUUUACACAAAGAAUUACCAGUGUGGCGAUAACAAUUCUAUUUACGAUGUCAGUAAUGAAUGCGAGACGGUUUUGUUCGGGUACUUUGAAAACCUUAAAACGAAGAUGGAGCACCUUGAUGAACUUCAGUCAACGAUGAAUGAGAUGACAGAAGAAUUAAAAUCAUUAAAAAAGGAAAUGCAAUCUGAGUCUGCCCAUGUUAAACUUAACUACACAAUAAGCCUCACUGACGAAAGAGUUAUGCUUCGUUGUAUUGAAGAAAUUAGGAUGAUGGAAGAAAUUCCAGCUAGCCACGAUGCAUUUAGAAGCCUUCCCAAAAAUGCACAUUUCAAGCGGAGCAACUGGAGCAAGUACACUUUCAAUUCCGAUGUGGCCUGGAACUGA